Molecule: messenger RNA, 1047 nt
Organism: Microthlaspi erraticum
Lineage: Eukaryota; Viridiplantae; Streptophyta; Magnoliopsida; Brassicales; Brassicaceae
Source: the annotation of a GenBank genome assembly
AUGGGUUGUGUUCAAUGCAAAUGCUGUGGCCGAUAUCCAUCGUCAUCAUCAGAAGGAGAUUCUCGACAAGACGCCGCCAAGGAUUUCAAAUCGAAAGAAUCUUCUCAGAAACCCCUCGGAUCCAUCCAAGUCCCUUCCCCCAAUUUCGAAAUGGUCUACUCCGUGCUCUCCCAGCGAGGCUAUUACCCAGAUUCGCCGGAUAAGGAGAACCAAGACACUUACUGCAUCAAAACCGAGCUCCAAGGCAACCCAAACGUCCACUUCUUCGGCGUCUUCGACGGCCACGGCGUGUUCGGCACCCAGUGCUCGAAUUUCGUCAAGGAGAGAGUCGUGGAGAUGCUAUCGGAAGACCCGACUCUGCUCGAGGAUCCAGAGAAAGCUUACAAGUCUGCGUUUUUAAGGGUGAACGAGGAGUUACACGACAGCGAAAUCGACGAUUCGAUGAGUGGUACCACUGCGAUCACGGUGCUCGUUGUUGGGGAUAAGAUCUAUGUGGCUAACGUUGGGGAUUCGAGAGCUGUGCUUGCUGUGAAGGACAGGAAUCAGAUUGUGGCGGAGGAUUUGUCUUACGAUCAGACUCCGUUUAGGAAAGAUGAGUGCGAGAGGGUUAAGGCUUGUGGAGCUAGAGUGAUGAGUGUUGAUCAGGUUGAAGGGCUGAAAGAUCCGAGUAUACAGACGUGGGCGAGUGAAGAGAGCGAAGGAGGUGAUCCUCCGAGGCUUUGGGUGCAGAAUGGGAUGUAUCCGGGGACGGCGUUCACGAGAAGCGUUGGAGAUUUUACAGCGGAGAGCAUUGGUGUUACCGCUGAGCCUGAGGUUUCAAUGGUUCAUCUUUCUCCGAACCAUUUGUUCUUUGUUGUUGCUAGUGAUGGGAUUUUCGAGUUUCUUCCGAGCCAAGCUGUUGUUGAUAUGGUGGGGAGAUAUGCUGAUCCGAGAGAUGGAUGUGCAGCAGCUGCGGCGGAAUCAUACAAACUGUGGUUGGAGCAUGAGAAUAGGACUGAUGAUAUCACGAUUAUCAUUGUACAGAUAAAAAACCUGCGUAAUGAAUGA